GAGAAUAAUAGAAUUCCUUAGUCUAAAAAUGUUUAAAAUUCACGUAGAGCUUUGAAAUUUCCUUGCAGUUUUUGAAUACGUUUUGGUUGAUGUUCGUUUUACGCGCGCCAAAUCCAUGUUGCAUUAGCGUUAUCGACUACAAUAACAAUACAACCGUGCGUACACAAACAACUGUUUACCAGCACUAUCGCCAGCGACCGUGUGUGUGUGUGUGCGUGUGUGAGCGAUUGAAGACAAUGGCAGCGGCUGCGGACGGUGUUGUUCCUACCCUUGCAAUUCGCUCUAGCGUGGCUGUUGAACUGUGGUCGUCAGCUGGUGCAAAGCAGCCAUAUGAACACAAGCCCAAUUUGCCGCGAGAGGAGACGAAAAGUUCGCGUUCGAUCUGCUUCAGUCCGGAUGGCCGUUAUUUUGCCUAUUCGAAUGGCGUUGUGGUGAAGGUGCUACACGUGCCCCCCACCACUGCCAACACUGAUGGCAACAACACUGCUGUUGCUGAUGCUGUUGGUUGGCCAGUGCAGUGCACGUUGCCUCGCCCGAAGGCCUUCUAUCUGAAGUUCUCGCCGCGUGGCAAUUAUCUGUGCACCUGGGAGAAUUAUGCCAUUACUAAGGAUCGUCCCGAAGGUGCUCCCAAUUUGCUCGUCUAUGAUGUUGCCACGGGCACGGAGGUCUUUGCCACGGUGCAAAAGAAUCAAACGGACUGGCAGCCCUCGUGGUCAGCGGAUGAAUCGAUCUUUGCAUUGGUAGUGGGCGGCGAGGCACUCUUCUAUGAUCUGGCCGUGGAUCCAGCUGUGGGAUUUGCGCAGACUUCCCGCAAAAUUGGCGGCAGUCGUGGCGGCAUGUUGUCCCUCGGUCCGGGCAAUAGUCCGCCGUAUUUGGCAUUUAUUACGCCCGGUGCGAAGGGCGCACCGUCCAUGUGCAAGCUCUACAAGUAUCCGGCCCUGGGCCAGAAUCAGACAGUCGCCUGCAAGAGCUUCUUUCAAGCGGAUCGCGCCGAGAUGCUGUGGAACAAGCGUGGCAGCGGCCUGCUCCUGUUAACCAGCACCGAGGUGGACAAAAGCGGUGCCUCCUACUAUGGCAAUCAGGCGGUUCAUUUUAUGGCCACCAAGGGUGACACGUGCUCCGUACCGUUGUCCAAGGAGGGACCCGUGCACAGCGUCAAAUGGAGCCCAAAGGCCAAUGAAUUUGUUGUCGUCUACGGUUUCAUGCCCUCUAAGGCGGCCCUGUACAAUCUCAAGUGUGAUGUUGUCUUUGACUUUGGCGAGGGUCCGCGUAAUUGUGCCUACUUCAAUCCGUUUGGCAAUCUGUUGGUGCUCGCCGGCUUCGGCAAUCUGCCGGGCGCUGUCGAAGUCUGGGAUAUUAGCAAGCGGGAGAGGAUCGCCAAUCUGAAGUGUGCGGACACCACGCACUUCGAGUGGCAUCCAAAUGGAGAGUGGUUCGUCACGGCGACAACUGCGCCCCGGCUGCGAAUUAGCAAUGGCUUCAAGAUCUAUCAUUACUCGGGUGCCUUACUGCAUGAGACAUUUUGGCCGCAGGGGCAGGAGCUGCUCGGCAUUGAGUGGCAGCAGUACGCGGAUAAUACGUUUGCCGAGCCAAAAAUAACGAAGGCCAAGCACGAGGGUAUCAAGUCCAGUCAGCCUGAGGCUAGCAAGAAGGUGUACACACCGCCCCAUUUGCGUUUGCUAAAGGAGGGCAAGAAUCCGGAAAAUUAUUUGCCGCAGCCGACGCCGACGGUGCCGGGACUUCCAGCAGCAGCACCAGGUUCGGGCAAGAAUAAGAAGAAGAAUAACAGUCGCAGCAACAAAGCCAGGGGCAACAAUUCCAUGAACAACAAGCAGCGUGAGACAACUGGGGAUGCUGCUGCCACACCGCAAGAUGCAGCUGCAGCUGAUGCAGUUCCAACUGAUGGUGUGGAGCACCAGCAGCAACUGCCUGCAACCAGAUCAGGAUCCGCUGCUGCAACCACCUUUGGUGAAUCGCCGCGCAGAAUUGCGCCGCCAAGACAGCGACAGCAGCCCCGGCAACAACAGCAGCAGAAUAAUUAUCCACAGCAACAGGUGCAAUAUACUGAGCCCGGUGGCACACCACGUCAUCCUGGCAAUGACAAUGGCAAUAACAACAAUAGCGACAAGGAUCGCAAGAUUCGUAGUGUUGCCAAGAAAUUGUCCGAUAUUAAGAAGCUCAAGUCGCGUCAGGGUCAAGGGGAAACCUUGGAAUUGAAUCAAUUGAAUAAAAUUGAAAUGGAAGCCAAAUAUCUGGAGGAGCUCAAGGCGCUCAAAUUGACCGUCUAAGAGCGACAUAUGCUGGAUGCCAUCAACUGUUAAAUGUGUGAUACAACAACUACAACAACAACAAGAAAAACAAAAGAGUUUACUGCAACUGCAACAACAACAAGAAUAAGAAUAAGAAUGAGAAUGAGAAUGAGAACAACACGAAACACUCCGGAAGUUCAUUUUUUAGGGUGUCGUCCAUAUUAUGUACUUCCGUACUUCUUGUAUUUUUCUUUAAGAGAAGUGAAAAUGUGCUGUUUACUUUACGUGCGCAAAUUUUUCAAAGUUAAAAAAAAGAACAGAAACAAAAACAUUUUUCUACCAUUGUGAUUUUUUGAAAAAAUAUAUAUUUUUUGGCAAUAACAAUAAUAGCAACAACAGCAACAACAAACUCAUGUAUAUGUACCAAAUUGUGCAAAACAGUAAAUAAAUAGUUUCCAGAUGCAAAAACAUUCACAUUCA
Messenger RNA from Drosophila grimshawi, 2729 nucleotides. It is a transcript of the gene eIF2A, whose product is annotated as eukaryotic translation initiation factor 2A. NCBI's taxonomy places the organism in Eukaryota, Metazoa, Arthropoda, Insecta, Diptera, Drosophilidae. The record is from RefSeq and is a predicted model, not a curated record. Gene Ontology annotation, molecular function: tRNA binding; translation initiation factor activity; mRNA binding. Bases 90 to 2288 code for a protein of 732 amino acids. Gene Ontology annotation, cellular component: cytosolic small ribosomal subunit. The transcript has 4 exons. Gene Ontology annotation, biological process: translational initiation.